Molecule: messenger RNA, 7321 nt
Organism: Chelmon rostratus (copperband butterflyfish)
Lineage: Eukaryota; Metazoa; Chordata; Actinopteri; Chaetodontiformes; Chaetodontidae
Gene: klhl20
Product: kelch-like family member 20
Exons: 14
Coding region: 162-1991 (609 amino acids)
Molecular function (GO): protein binding
Source: RefSeq, a predicted model, not a curated record
AUUUGGCAUGCGCAUAAUAAUACCGAGGAAGAAAAGCAGCAGUGUUUAACCGACGGCAUUAAAAUUGUAAACAUAAGCAACCUGGACGACUUUUCUGCGUCGUUGGGAUGGAAAUAUAAGGUUAACCUCAAGGUGUGGGACCAAACAUUAUUCUUCAGUGCAUGGACGCAAAGCCAAUGCGCAGGGCCACCAGCGCACGCCAAGACGCCACUGGAAUGGACAUUACCAGCCGCUGUACUCUGGGGGACCCCAACAAGCUCCCUGAAGGGGUCCCCCAGCCUGCACGCAUGCCCUAUGUCUCGGACAAACACCCGCGGCAGACCCUGGAGGUGAUCAACCUGUUGAGAAAACACCGUGAGCUCUGUGACGUGGUGCUGGUGGUGGGUGCUAAAAAGAUUUACGCCCACCGUGUGAUCCUGUCUGCCUGCAGCCCGUACUUCAGGGCGAUGUUCACUGGAGAGCUGGCAGAGAGCAGGCAGACUGAAGUGGUUAUCCGCGACAUCGAUGAGAGAGCCAUGGAGCUGCUCAUUGACUUUGCCUACACUUCACAGGUGACUGUAGAGGAGGGAAACGUCCAGACGCUGCUCCCCGCCGCCUGCCUUCUCCAGCUGGCUGAGAUCCAGGAGGCCUGCUGCGAGUUCCUCAAGAGACAGCUGGAUCCCUCUAACUGUCUGGGCAUUAGGGCCUUCGCAGACACGCACUCCUGCCGCGAGCUACUCCGCAUUGCAGACAAGUUCACCCAGCACAAUUUUCAGGAGGUAAUGGAGAGUGAAGAGUUCAUGCUGUUGCCUGCCAACCAGCUGAUUGACAUCAUUUCCAGUGAUGAGCUCAAUGUGCGGAGCGAGGAGCAGGUUUUCAAUGCCGUGAUGGCCUGGGUGAAAUACAGUAUCCAGGAGCGCAGACCGCAGCUACCCCAGGUCCUGCAGCACGUCCGUCUGCCCCUGCUCAGCCCCAAGUUCCUGGUGGGCACCGUUGGGUCAGACCCUCUCAUUAAGAGUGACGAGGAGUGCAGAGACCUGGUUGAUGAAGCUAAGAAUUACCUGCUGCUGCCUCAGGAGAGGCCACUGAUGCAGGGCCCCAGAACCCGGCCGAGGAAACCUAUCCGCUGUGGAGAGGUACUCUUUGCAGUUGGUGGUUGGUGCAGCGGUGACGCCAUUUCGAGUGUGGAGCGUUACGACCCCCAGACUAACGAAUGGCGGAUGGUAGCGUCGAUGAGUAAACGUCGAUGUGGAGUUGGUGUCAGUGUUCUGGAUGAUUUGCUGUAUGCGGUGGGGGGUCAUGAUGGCUCAUCAUACCUCAAUUCCGUGGAGAGAUAUGAUCCGAAGACCAAUCAGUGGAGCAGUGAUGUAGCCCCCACUAGCACCUGUCGUACCAGUGUGGGGGUGGCUGUCCUCGGUGGUUAUCUGUACGCUGUAGGGGGACAGGAUGGGGUUUCCUGUCUCAACAUUGUAGAAAGGUAUGAUCCAAAGGAGAACAAAUGGACUCGUGUGGCAUCCAUGAGCACCAGGCGACUGGGCGUAGCUGUGGCUGUGCUGGGGGGGUUCCUUUACGCUGUAGGAGGGUCUGAUGGGACGUCACCUUUAAAUACAGUGGAACGUUACAACCCUCAAGAGAACCGCUGGCACACAGUGUCUCCCAUGGGAACCAGGAGGAAGCACCUCGGCUGUGCCGUUUACCAGGACAUGAUUUACUCUGUCGGGGGGAGAGACGACACCACAGAGCUGAGCAGUGCAGAGCGAUACAACCCCAGGACCAACCAGUGGUCUCCUGUAGUGGCCAUGACGUCCAGGCGGAGCGGGGUGGGCUUGGCUGUGGUGAAUGGUCAGCUGAUGGCAGUGGGAGGCUUUGAUGGGACGACGUAUCUGAAAACUAUAGAAGUCUACGAUCCCGAUGCCAACACGUGGAGGUUGUACGGAGGAAUGAACUACCGCCGGCUAGGUGGAGGGGUGGGCGUCAUAAAAAUGACUCACUGUGAAUCCCACAUAUGGUAACACCAACCCCCGCCACCACACACACACACACUCACACGCUUCUCAUCACCGCGCAAUGGAUGCCUCUUUUCACCAACUCUCGUGCCUCCAAAAGAGACGCUGUAAUGAAUGCGAGGAUGAGAAAAACGUGGGGGGAGACGAGACGGAAAGAGGAACGAACUUUGAACUCUUGCUCAUCCCCAACCCCUCUCUGAGGUCACUAACUUUGGAUUACCCUGCUAUCAUGGAUUGACCGCAGUCACCACGAAGUGCACUGAGAGCAGAAGUCGACCAAGAACCAUUAAGCUUCCAGUUUGGCGAGGACAGUCCUUCUCCUGUGACCUCUCAAAGUUUUUAUCCUCCAAGCCUUUCGGUCUGGGACAUUUGGUUUUGGCUCGUGUGAUGGCCGGAACUCAACUUGGGGAGAUUAGGUUACAAUUCUGAGAUUUAAAAAGUUCAAAUGCAUCAGGUCACUGGGAGAGGGUUUUUCAGUCUUCCAACUGUGAAAGCCUCCAUCACUAUCCCUUGUCCUAAAACCCCAUCCACCAGAUUGUGGCUGCUCACCACCACCCUCAAUGAGUUAAAAACAGCCAUCAGGACAGCAAACCCUCUGUUCAUUGUGUGAAAUCCAUUAUUUCCUGGAGACACGGCAUUGCAUACUGACUGUCAGAGGUAAAUCUCUCAUUCAUUUUCUACUUUGCUCUAGGCUUCGAAGCAUACGUCUUAGCUGUGGCUGUUGUGUCUCUGGGCCUCGUGUGUAGCAUUGAACAGUAGAAAGCUGUCAGGCAGUUACCUUCUGAAGACGUCUAUACAUCUGGGAUACCCAGAGAGGAAAAACCUAAUUUAUUUUACCAAUAACGGCCACCAGGGAAGAUGGGUAGCAUUAGAAGAGUGUGUAUGAGGGAGUCACUGCUACUCAACAUUUCCUUCCAAACUUUCUGUUGUUGAACGGGGCUCUGCUGCUGCACUUUACAGGAGGUUUUGUUUGCUACCUUGGAUGUUUGAAGAUUUCAGUUCGGAUGCCGACGGUAUGGUUAAAGGAAUACACUACACGGCCUGCUAGUCGACUUAGCCCCUUAGUGGAAAGAACUCAGACACCGAAAUCAUCCAACUGUGUCACUGGUGUAUUGCUGGUUCCUGAAGGCCUCAGUAUGCUUCAAACAAGCUCAUGGCUUCGCAUUGUCACACAUAGUUAUGGGCUGAAAUUCCAUUAUUGGAACAAUAACAAUAAUAACAUUUUCUUGCGUAUCGUCCAGAGAUAUCCCGCAUUCUUACUUUAUAUCAACACUCAGCGGCCUGCUGCAUUGCCUCCACAUUGCUCCGUCACCCCACCUCUCCCGUUUUUCUUCAAGAAUACUUUUCUUUUGCGUAUCGUUGUUGUCUGGACACGAUAAAGUAAGCGCACGAACAGGCAUUUUCUGUCUCCUCAAAGGUAUUGAUGGUGUUGCACUCUGCUGUACAUUCUAAUAUUGUCGUUCAAAGUUCAAACCCCGCCUACUUUCACACGUCCACACACCUAAUCAGUUGUUGUGCAGCGUGGGGAUGAUUGUCAUACUGUCUGGUCCAAAAAGUUACAAAAAUUGUCCCCUCGGUUCUAUUUUAGACCCUGUUAGAUGAUCUGAUAAGCACUUUGUUUGAAGCAUACUGAGACCUUAACAGUGUCAUAGACUGCAUUUGACAGUAGUAUUUGUGGCUAGCUUUACGUUAAUGGUGGAAAUGAUAUUCUUUAUUGUUGUUUUGUCAACAAAUCUCACAGAAAUACCAAAACCAACAACGUGUUAGUCCGUCAGUCACUCAUUGUAGCUUUCCUAGACUGUGUGUGGUACUCCAAUCCCAUUCAGCCCUACAGAUGUCUUUCAAUCUUUGAAAACAAAUAUUGUAAAUAUAUCGUUCAAUUCAAAAAAAAAAAUUACCUAAAACAGCUGUCAAACAUUACUCGGACAGGAGGAAAUAGUACAUUUGUUGCGGACUACUUUCAGCUGCGGAUUAAUCCACAUUUGGGGCUGUAGUGAGCAUUUGGGGCAGUGGGACGGUGUGAGUGGGACUGAGUCAAAAUAACCGACAGAGUGUGUGUUCAUGGUAAUGAAGGAACAUGUCACCCAGUGCGACAGUGUGGUUUACUGAUGUGUUUUAUAGGUUUUGGACAAUAAUGGAGCUCUAAGGCACCAAGAGAUAAGAUAUAUCAGGCUUUGAAUACACACACUAUACUUGUUAGUACGAUACAUUCAUUGUCGUUUUGGGACUGCACAUCAGGUUUGUUGACAAGAAGAAGAAUAUCAUCUAACCCUUUAACACCAAUUGCAGUCAUUUUAAAGCCAUCAUAAAUGCUGUCCAUGUUGUCGAUUGGAAAUUGAAAUACAACACAAACAUUCUGCUUUAAAAUACUUGAUUACUUCUGGCAAAUUGUGUGUUGAUAGCUGAGGUCAUAAAAUCCUUUACACACGUUUUUGCUUUGACACGUAACACUGGAGCCAGUGAUCUACUUUGGACACAGAUGAUUUUUGUGCAUGUGUAAUAUUAUGCAUUAUGUAAACUAACUUCCUUUCCCAAACUGAUUUUGUUUCUUCCUGAAUGCACUGUCAGAGGUGCAGCUGGCUGAACAGAGCAGAGCAAAGCUCAAUUCCACGAUGCAAGAAUUAAGUCCAGUGUCAAACUCAACAUUUGAUGAACAUUGUAAAUAAGUGUUUUAUGUCAGAACUGAAGCAGUUUUUCAGCUUUCCAUUUAAAAUGCUGAUCACCUCUGGGGGAUAGAUUUACCAUAACCUAGGCUUCCCCAAGGCCCGAGUUCAGUUCAGAAAUGUUAGGAGAAACUUUUGGACUCUCAGUCAUUUAUUAACAUGUCGGAUAGGGUUUGACCCACAUUUGACCCUCUGCUAAGCCCCGCCACCCUCAGGCACUGUUGCUAGGCCUGUCAAGCCUUCUGUUCUCACACUGGACAUAUGUAGUUUACAGUAGAAAAAGGUGGCAGAUAUACCUUCAAGAUUUGCAGUAAUCUGUGAAACACUAAGUUGUCUCCAAACGUCCCCAAACCAAACAAGGAGCAGGACUGAGCUGCUAUUAAUGCUCAUUUUAGUUGCACCUUGGCUCACAGAUUGACAUAUCCACAAACAGUGCAUGUAUCGGUCCUGGACAGGUAUUUCUCAAAUGUAUCCUGUAAUCCCACAAAAUAAUAUAGAAAGCUAAUGACAUGCCCAUUGCCUUUGGAUGUAAUGCUUUGUUUCCACAAUAGGUAGUAAGUUAGUAGGGCAGAUAUGCUAACAUUUGCAGCCUACAUUAGAGCGAUGAAGACAAAGAUUAAUCCAUGCCUCACACGUUUGCUCUUGUGUUUUAGGGGUUUGAAAGACUACCGAAAAGACACCCCCCUCCAAACACUUGAAACACUGAGUAUCGCUCUUCUUAGAGCCUCGUGCACACUGCAUCAAUGUGUAGAGAAAUGGAAAGCUUGACAAGCCCGAAGGUGCCUAGUUACACUCAUUGAGCUAUGAUUGGACAGUUGCUGGUAGAAUGGGGGGUUUAACGAUGGGUCAAUUCAGCAGUUUUAGGGUCCAGAAAGCCUGAGAAUUUGUGUUUGUUCCAUGAUAUCCCUGAUAACAAAAGCCAGGGAGCCAUUUUCUCAUUUAAAGUGGAGGAGAAUUAAACCUAGUUUUCUUAUUGGGUUUCUGUUACAUGCUUUACUCUUCUAGCAUCAAAGUCUGACCUCUGUCCUGCAACAAACUCAAAAUAGUUGUCAUGACAGCGGACUAAGGCAAAUGCAGUGAAGUGUAUUUAUCCCAGUUUGUUGUUCAAAGAAUGGCCACAUUAUUAUAAUUUGAAUCUGUACAUGCAUUAAUGAAGUAAACCUCCCUCUGCAGUAGUCACUGAUUGAUAUUAUCCACACAUUAAGGGGUCUGGAGACACAGGUCCUAUUUUCUGCCUUCACAGUUCCCCCCUUCUUGUUUACACGUCAUUGUAUGCAGCGCAGUAUAAUGGCACCACCUGCUGGAGGACAAUUUAAGUGCAGCACUGAUAUGAAUCAUAAAAAACCUUUUGCAGUUGUCUAAGCGGUUCCCGGUCAUACUGAUCUCAGCUCAGUGUGAGACAAAAGUGGAGACACUCUGAGUAGAAGGUGGAAUUGGUUUGGACGAAUCUCAGAAUUUAUUGCACUGUGAUUAUCUUUUUUUUUUUUUUUUAUCGUAUUUUAUAUGGCUGUUAUGGCUGUUCAGCUUUCCAGAUAUGGGGGAAAAAUGUAAAAUCCUAAUAAAUCCACCUGGGAAUCAGACAUUUCAGGCGUGGCGCUGAAUGACGGAUCUUUUUCACAGAUGCAACACAUGUCACUUGCUUUGUGUCACACACAGUUCAUCACUGCUCUGCACUUUAAAUCACAUGUGCAACAAAUGAAUUGCUGUAAUGACCGGCAAGUGACAGCACAUCCGAGGUGGUUUUCCAUGAGCACGCAGGUCUCAACCUGAAUAUUGGUGUUGAUGUUCAAUGAUAUGGCAACUGUAGAUUUUUGUUGGGUUUAGUUUUCUAUGCUAGUGGGAGGUUUCAAGCGGCAGGACGACUGUUCGUCUGAUCAUGCAAAACCUUCUGUUGAAAGUGUUUGUUUUUGGGAUGUUUUGCAGUCACACCUGCUGAUCCCCACUUGAAAUAUUGAAUUCAUUUCAUUGAAUUUUCUAAAGUGCUGACAUUGGAGAACAGCAAGGCUCUGUAACACAUCUUCCAUACUGACUUUGAUAAAUGCACAUUUUUCACCAAACAGAAUUGAACAAAAAACGAUGCAGCAUGGCCAACCGUGUAUACCUGCUUCUUGAAAACUGUCCCGAGAAUAUGUUGCUCCUCUUCACUGCCACAGAAUUCCAAGGAAGUCUCACUCAGCUUAAGAGUCCAUACAUGGUAUUUCCAGACGAGCCCUGUUACUGUUAAAUAGCUUUCCUUAAAAGUCAAAACACCAUGUUUUCAGCUUUGUGAUGGUGCAUUUUAAAAUUUUAAAUGGGUUAUUUCGCUUAAAGAGUAGAGCUGUUCAAGACACAGGUAACUCAUGGGUGAGACAUUUGACUUAACAAAUAGUGAUUGGGCUGUUCUGCACCAGUAAUACUGUAUUUGUUCUCCCAAACUGAGUGGACUUUCCCUUUACUCAUGUAAGCUACUAAUGAUGCAUUGUGAUAGUGAUGAACAGAAGUGGAGUUCAGUCAGUAGCCGAUAUUCAGUAUCUUGUUUUGAGUAGCCUCUGUGCAGUGUGUCCAACAUGUGACCCACACAUGGCUGUGAUCUCUGGUGUUUGUUUUCAUAUGUCAGACAGCCUCCUCUGAGCUGGGAUCACCACAGCAGCUCUGGACUCACCAUGUUCACUAUGACAAAGAUUAAAAUCUUUC